AUGGAUCGACGCGUGGUGAGCCUCUUCAUCGACUUCUUCGACUCGUACUCCUACAACAUCGUGCACUACCUGCGGAAGGUAAACGGGGCAGAACCGAUCGUAGUGCACCCAGGGGAGCUGACCAUUGAGGAUUUUCUGAGCAAAUAUUAUUCCCAAGUAGACAAUGUGGUGAUCUCCCCAGGGUAUGGAAAUCCCCAAACGGGGGAGAGCAGCGGAAACGACUUAAUCGCAGGGAUGCUGGAGAGGAGGAUUGACCUUCCCAUCCUGGGCAUUUGCUAUGGGCACCAAUUAAUUUGCCACCUCUAUGGGUGUAAAAUAAAAAGAGUAAAGAACAUGUUCCACGGGGACACCAACGUAAUUUAUAUUUGCAAGUACCAAAAUGUGGCUAGCGAUUUGUUUGAAAAUGUAAAAGACGGGUUCAAAGCGACGUGUUAUAACUCUUUAAAGGUGUCCAAACGGGUGAGGGACCCCUUGCGGAUUACUUGCUACUCUAUUUGUGAAAAGGAAUUCAUAGUCAUGGGCACGCAACAUAAGGACCUCCCCUACUACACUGUGCAGUACCACCCCGAGUCUAUCGAGAGUGAUUUCAGCUACACAUUUUUUGAAAACUUUAAAAAGAUUACCCUUAAAAGGGGGGGUGCAUGUAGGGGGAGACAACCCACUGUCAGCUAUGCAGACCACCAACUGGCCAGUAAACACCUGCGGGGAGAACCUCCAAGAAAGCUGCCCAAAAAAGGAGGUACACCAAAUCAGUGGAGAAUAAAAAUUGUAAAACUCUCGGGGGUGCACAACUUGCGUAAUUUCUCGCACGCCAUUUUUAGAGCCAUUUGUUACGACCCUAGUGGUGUGUCUUUUUGGCUGGACAGCAACGGGGAAGUGUUGGUUGCCCCCCCGGGGGGAAGCUCCGUCGAGGGCCAACACGGUGGGGGUGCCAGUGCGGGUGGGAGCCACGCACAAAGCAGCCAUGUGCAUAGUAGCCAACCGCUCAACAGCCAACUGCCCAACAGCCAACUGCCCAACAGCCAACUGCCCAACAGCCAACUGCCCAACAGCCAACUGCCCAACAGCCAACUGCCCAACAGCCAACCGCUCAACAGCCAACCGCUCAACAGCCAACUGCAUAACUGCGGCAGAUUUUCCUACAUGGGGAACGCCAAGGGGCGUUUAAGCGAACUGGUGGAGUAUUACUACGCGGAGGGGGGGGGAGGGCACCAAACGAAAGGCACCAUCGUUCAGUUGGGGAAGGGGCCAAGCGACGAAUGGUACCGAGUUAGGCACCACAGUGAGGACCCAAACAACUGUCUGGUGCAUCACCUGAGGGACAGGAUAGACCGCCUCAAGGGUAACUAUAGCAUCCUCUUGGAGGAGGUCAAAAUGGAGAAGUGGGAUGGCACCUUCGGUGGGUGCAGAAGGAACUGCGGUGAGGGCCCGGCGGACUGCUCCACAGGGGGGGAACAACAACAGGGAGAAGACGAAGAGGAGGAGGAGGAGGAGGAGGAGGAGGAGGAGGAGGAGGAGGAGGAGGAGGAGGAGGAGGAGGAAGAAGAAGAAGAAGAAGAGCCCCCCCAAGAUGGGAACCCCUAUGGAGGCUACCCCUAUCAAGGCUACCCCUACGAAGGCCACCUCCCUAAAGGGGCAAUCGAGGAGGACCAAUUCGUGACGCACAAAAACUCUUGCCUCUUGGGCUACUUUGGCUUCUUCACCUACGAGUACAAUAAGGAGACCAUGAAAAUGCUGUAUAAAAAAAAGUGGAAGAAUCAUGCAGAGGGUACGGACUCGAAGAGCGCCAUCCCAAUUUCGGUUUUUAUUUUCCCUCAGAAUUUGAUAUCCCUCGAUUUGGUUAGCAACACCGUUUACCUAAUUUCGCUCGAACCGGAGGAGGCAUCUGUUAAGUCUCCGCUGGGGCACUUCCACCCCUCUUGGAGCAGCCAAGAUGUGCAAGACAUCCUGCAGUACAACGCCAGAUGGAAUUACAAAGCCAUCCGCAAAAUUGCAAAAAUUGUGAAGGCAAAAAUGAGGUCUUAUGAACAUGGUCAGGUCCCCUCUUUGUGCAUCCCCCCGGAGUUACCCCACACGGAGGGAAGCGGGAACAAAAUUAUAUUUCGCCCCCUGGUUGGUAAAGAUAAAUAUAUGGAAAAUGUAAAACGGUGCAAAGAGUACAUUGAAAAGGGGCAUUCUUACGAACUUUGCUUAACGACCCAAUUUCGGGGGGAAUAUUUCGGGUCGGAUGGUAAUGCACCCCCUGUAGAUUUUCUAAAUGUAUAUUUGCACGUAAGGAACGUCAAUAAAGUCGCCUACAGUUGUUACAUGCACUACUGGAGAGAGCUCCACGAUGAGGCGGUACCUCUUGCAGUAAGUGCCAACUCGGUGAUCGAUACGCAUCUCCAGUUCACCCUCAUGUGCCUCAGUCCGGAGGAAUUCCUCCGAAAGGAUAAAGACGACGUCCUCUUUAGCAAACCAAUCAAAGGGACCAUCAGGAGAGGAAGCUCUGUCGAAGAGGAUGCAAAACUGAAAGGGCAACUACUCAAUAGCAAAAAAGACAGAGCCGAAAAUCUUAUGAUCGUCGAUCUGACCACCAACGACUUUCACAGGAUUUGCCAAACGGAUACCGUCCGUGUUAGCCACUUGUUUCAGAUUGAGAGCUACGCGUAUCUCCACCAAAUGGUUUCCCAAAUAAGAGGAAGGCUUCUCCCUGGGAAAUCCUUUGCAGAUGCCAUUGUCAACGUUUUUCCAGGCGGGUCCAUGACGGGCGCGCCCAAGCCCAUAUCUAUGGCGAUUCUGCAGAGCAUCGAAAAGGCCCCCAGGGGGGUUUACUCCGGGUCCAUUGGCUUCAUCUCCGUCCAGGGCAAUUUCAUCCUUAACAUCGUCAUCCGCACGGCUGUCGUGCAAAGCAACACGAUCUCCAUCGGGGCCGGUGGCGCCGUCACCAUCAAGAGUGAUGAGACGGAGGAGUAUAACGAAAUGCUCCUCAAGUUUAUGAGCGUGGCGAGACCAAUUUGGUAAGUCCUCCAGUGUGCAGCUGAAGGAAUAUCUGUGCGUCCAUGGGAGCGGCGCCCAUUUGGCCUUUGCGUACACAAUUCGGUGAGGAAAUGUUGCGAUGAUGUGGGUUAAACGAAGAGGCGUACAUUUCUUCGCCAAUUUUUUGCAAACACGUUGCCUCAUCAUGAUCACCAUCGUCAUCACCACCGCCACCCCUGUUGCCUGCGCAGCUCCUACCUGAAGGAACGACACAACGUCCACGUGGAAUACAAACUUUAGUAAAAUAGCGGAUUUUUUUUUUCCUUUUUUUUUAUCACUCCAUUUUUUCACUCACCGGAAGAGGAGUAAAAAAAGAAAGAGUGAGGGAGUUUCCUUUUUUUUUGAGCCCUUUAAAUGUAUAGCGUUUCUUUCGAAGGGGUGCCUAGGCUUCUUCCCCCCUGGCGCGGGGCGAAUGCAAGCAGCACAUGUAGCAUAUGACGUGCAGUAAAAUGCACUGAGGAGUACUCCUAUGCAGGCGUUCUUAGCGCCCCGCCGUGCUCCCCCUCCUCUGCAGCAGGCACACCAAAUAAGCACCGUUUUUUUUUUUUUUCUUUCAAAGAAG
Plasmodium vivax (malaria parasite P. vivax) is the source of this 3580-nucleotide messenger RNA. Its product is annotated as para-aminobenzoic acid synthetase, putative. The record is from RefSeq and is a predicted model, not a curated record. The coding region runs from base 1 to 3003 and encodes 1000 amino acids. Gene Ontology annotation, biological process: L-tryptophan biosynthetic process. NCBI's taxonomy places the organism in Eukaryota, Apicomplexa, Aconoidasida, Haemosporida, Plasmodiidae. The transcript is spliced from 3 exons.